Molecule: messenger RNA, 1052 nt
Organism: Macadamia integrifolia
Lineage: Eukaryota; Viridiplantae; Streptophyta; Magnoliopsida; Proteales; Proteaceae
Product: CDP-diacylglycerol--glycerol-3-phosphate 3-phosphatidyltransferase 1, chloroplastic-like
Exons: 3
Coding region: 440-1012 (190 amino acids)
Biological process (GO): glycerophospholipid biosynthetic process
Cellular component (GO): membrane; chloroplast envelope
Molecular function (GO): CDP-diacylglycerol-glycerol-3-phosphate 3-phosphatidyltransferase activity
Source: RefSeq, a predicted model, not a curated record
GGCCAUUUCGUCCGUCUCCGUCUGCAACGUCUCCCCCUAACUCACCUCCCCCGCUCCCUUCGAUAUUCCGAAGUCAGAAUCCCUUCCUUCAUGUUAAUGGCGUAGUAGCCGUAGUGUAAGGGGACCAAUACCCAUACCAAUCCCAAUCCCAAUCCCAAUUCCUUUCCAGCUAGCCAGCCAAAGCACACAACACAGCACAAGAGUGCGAGCGCGUGCGUGCGCGCGCGCACCUGCCUUGUGUAAUAUUUUUUUGCCACAAAAAAAAAAAAAGAGUAAAGAUAGACACCAUGGCGGCACUUAUUAAAGUAAGCAUAGUACCUUCCAUUCGCAGCAAGAAACCGUACUUUAUAGAUAAGAGGGGGUGCGCAGGAUAAGUAAUAAUAGCAGAAGCAACAGUAGCGGGAGUGUUGGUGCUGGUGCCUCCACGAAGGCUGCUGUAAUGGUGGAGGUGGGGUUGAUGGCGAAAACCAAGGGAUCGGUGGGCCUCAGUAGUAGUAGAGGCGACAAAGGAGAGCGAUUGUCGGUAGGAUGGAGGGAUGGUUGGAGGCUACUAUCAUGCGCUUAUUUCGGCAUUGCUUACCCCAAUGCGCGCUUCCGUAGAGAUGUGGUGUCUCUCUCUCCCGCUCAAAAAGCCUUCUCUUCUGCUUCUUCUUCUGGAUCGAACGAAGGCCUUGUGGCCGACAUGGGUUCUGAGAAUAAGGACUACCGGACCGACAAGGACCGGUUGCCGUCGCUGCCGUUGAAUCAAAAUCACCACCACAACCACCUAUUGCAACAGCUACAUCCUCCCAAAUUGCUUACAUUACCUACAAUCUUGACGCUUGGUCGCGUUGCCGCCGUCCCGCUCCUUGUUUGCACAUUUUACGCGAAUGAUUGGUGGGGAAAAACUGCAACAACCGUUAUUUUCAUUGCUGCAGCAAUUACAGAUUGGCUUGAUGGUUACAUUGCCCGGAGGAUGCGAUUAAGCACAGCAUUUGGUGCAUUUUUGGAUCCUGUAGCUGACAAGGUUUGAGCUCCUCCCUAUAAUCACCUCCCCACCACCCCCCCGGCCC